Messenger RNA from Patella vulgata (common limpet), 5927 nucleotides. RefSeq names its product protein FAM166B. Bases 304 to 1215 code for a protein of 303 amino acids. Lineage: Eukaryota; Metazoa; Mollusca; Gastropoda; Patellidae. The transcript has 7 exons. The record is from RefSeq and is a predicted model, not a curated record.
GUAAACUUCCGUUAUGACUGACAGCUGUAAUGGAUUUCUAGCAACCUGUAAACAAAUGCCUGAAAUGCAAUUGGACGGCCAUUCAACCGGUAAUUUUUAGCCUUAGCAACAGUAUAACGGUACAAACAUCUUAAGGGAAUGAAAUCUAUCUGAUCUUAUAGUCUUUGGUCAUUUAAACCUGAAAUAAUUCGUGUGUGAAAACACCAUUUCACGAGUUAUUCACUGACCGUGAAAAGUUUGUUUGUCGAACCUCGUUAAAAGUAAAGUUGGGAAAAAAAACUGUGAAAAACAAACUUUCGAAACAUGACGACGAUUGCUUUUGGAGGUGGACCAACUGUGGAACAGAGGAGGUUGUUUGCAUCUUUAAAAGAAGGCACACAAGUACCUGGAUAUCGUGGUUAUAUACCCCAGUUAAAAUAUCGAGUUGGUAAAACAUAUGGCACAGAUACACAUAAAUUACUAGUGGAAAAUGUUCCGAAUGCCAGAAAGACGUUUACAUUAACAGGACCAAUUGACGCACCAUCAUUACGUAAUAAAUUACCAGAAGCAAAUGGAGAAAAUAAAUAUACAGAAAAAAUGGUAUCUGGUUAUACAGGUUAUAUCCCAAGAAUGCCGUUUAAAUUUGGUGGAACAUAUAAAGAAGACUGUGAUGUGUGUAUAGAUGAAUUCCUUACAAACACACAGAAUCAUAACUUUAAGAAUAAAGACUUACAAAGACAGAUAAGAAGUUAUCCUAGAUUAACCGCAAUAUCAUAUGAUCCUGAAGUCCGAGACAAAUUAAAUACAUUUAGAAAUAACACAGCUACAGUUAUUGAAGAUAAAAGACCAUUAGAAGAGGCACCAAUUCCCGGUUAUAAAGGUUAUAUUCCACGUGUGGGUACCACAGAAAUAGGUCUAGGUCACAGAUAUCAUGAAAGUUCUAAAUUAGGCUUUGAAACAUUUGCCCAAGAAACCAGACGCCAUGCUGAGAAUACCUUUAAAGCCGAACCUAUUCUGAUUAAUCGACCAACAACAUCUCGUAAUUUACGAAGUGCACCAAACUUUGGUCGACGUUUAUAUCCUCAUGAUGGUAUGAUUCCAAACUAUACCGGUUAUAUUCCACAAAGACGAUAUGCAUUUGGUAACACAUAUGGAGAUACAACAAGGUCUUUGGAGGUUUGUCGUCAUCCUUUACCUUCUUAUGGUGAAUAUACGAAGAUCAAUCCCAUUGAUUAAACAUCAUUAAAAUAUAGGAUGAAAGAUAAAUGUAUAUAAAAAUAUAUUUAUAUGAAAAUAUAGAUAUUUAAUUUAUAUAUAACAGAAAAACUUUUUAAAAAUAUGGUUGAAUAUUGAUCAUCAACAAGACAUAAAAUACCAUGUAAAUAUUUGAAAUGCUGCAUUAAUAACAGUUACUUGAAGUUAGGCUAAUGUUUGCCUCAUCACUUAUCCAUAGCAGUUAGUCUCUGUUGCUUCUCAUCCCAGAUUCUGCUCUGAUCUGGACUAAAUGGUACUGGUAGUAGGUGUAUAUGGUUACACACAUUGUUGCCUCAAUCGAGCAGUCAUCUGCAUGCGGUUAGAUCUUUUUGAUAAGGCCAACUGCAGCAGAGGCAAAUGGGCUGGAGAAACAGAGACUACAUAGAAUCAAUAUGAUUAUCAUUAGUUCACCAUAAUUUUGUAUGAAUUACAAAGCAGUAGACCAAAAAAAAAUACAUGUACAUUCACAUACCUAAUAGCUUUAGCCAAUGGCUUGUAAUGCUUCCUAUGACAUGGCCAUCUACCAUUCAUGUAUUAUUGUUGUUGUUGCAUUUAAAUUUUGUUAACAAUCUUCAGGCCAAACCAAAUUAAUCUUUAGUUCUUCAGGCUUCUGAUCAAUAUAUAGUCACUUCGAGUCUUCUGAACAAUUUUUUUGUUUAAAAGUUCCAAACUGUGAAAGCUUUUAAGAAGAGCAAUCAAAUACUAUUCAUUUUUUUUCCCACCAAGAUAUAAGCUAAUUGUAGGCCGGUUGGGGAGGUUUGGGAAUUUCCAGAGACCAACAUGGCUGCUUUAUAUAAAUGAGUAUUUUGGGGAAUACUAACCCUAAUCCUUUUUUUCCCACCAAGAUAUAAGCUAAUUGUAGGCCGGUUGGGGAGGUUUGUGAAUUUUCAGAGACAAAAUGGACACUUUAUAUAAAUGAGUAUUUUGUGGAAUACUAACCCUUACCCUAACAUUUUAAAAGAGGGGUAAAAUGUAAAUUGAUCCAAAGUCUUCUAAUUACGGUUAGUAUUUCCCAAAAUACUCAUUUAUAUAAAGCGGCCAUUUUGGACUCCAGAAAUUCCCAAACCUACCGACCUACAAUUAGCAUCUCCCAGUUUGAUUAGGUGUUACGGAAGAACAAAUGUUCCAGUUAGUUAGGCAAGGCCUUAACUAUAGCGUCAAGAGAACUGAUUUAUGUACAUUACUUUAGCCAAUAACUUUUAAUACUUCCAAUAACAUGGUAGUCUAUAAUUUAUGUAUUGUUGUUACGUUUAAAUUAAAUUUAGAGUGGACGUCAAAUAUGGCUUCUGAAAAUUUUUAUAUUGAUUUGUUGAGAUAACAUGAUCAAGAUUUGAAAUACAUUAUUAACAUAUAACCUUUAUUAAAAUUCAUAUAUUUCAUAUUCAUGUUCACUCAUUUUGAAUUCUGUCUCAAAGUGCUUUGUCUCUUAUUUCGUAACUAUUUAGCAUUUUCGGUAAUUUUUCUGGGGUUGUUUUUGUUUUUUUCGAAGGGUAGCAAACAGGACAAAACUUUUGGUGCAAUCUCUAGUACAUGAAAUAAAUGUGUUCAUAAAAUUAAAGAAAUUACCAAUAAAAGGAAGUUGUAUUUAUUUUCACAUUGUAUUUAGAUCCAGUCCUGUGAAUUUAAACUUAACCAUGUGUUGACAAGCAUUAUAUAUAUAUUUAUAUGUAUUUUUUUUUUUUUUUUUUCAUAUUUAUUGUACUUAGUGUACGAAUAAAUUUAUUAUUAUUAAUUUCAAGACAGAUUUUAUCAAUCUGAUUAGAAUACAGAUUCAUAUUUCAUUUCGUUUUUGUAUACUUUUGAUGGCCUCCACUACAUGAAGGUCUGACCGAUUGAAGUGGGUGGUUGCUUCUGGGGUCAUACAAGCAGGUUUUGACCUUAUGACGUCAGACAUUUAACCAAUCAGCGUUGAUAUUGUUUCUAGUGGGAUACUGACAGUUCCGUGCACCACACACCAAGAACUCGCUGAAACAGACUGUUUCAUUGGCUAAUCCCACACAUCAACCAGAAUGCAGGUUAUGUAACAACUCUUCCAGAUCCUAGUGUAGUAAAGACAAGUAAAACAAAAUUUUGAACUAUAAAAAACGAAACGCAAAAUGAUCUAUGUUUUAGUCAGAUUGACAUUUUAUCUGGAUGAUCUGAAAUAAUUUCAUGUCACAUUAAAACCAGAUUGUCAUUUGAGGGAUUUUGAAUCCCUGGCAAACUACAUUGUAAAAGUAAAUUAAAUCGUAAUUUUCGCAACUUUUGGCAUCCUCUCCAGAUGCUAUGAGCAAGCCAGCAUUCCUGUAAGUGCUGGGUGACUCUGUUUAAUCCAACUGAAUCAAAGCAUGGAGAUUAUCUAAAGUUGAUAUUUUGGUUUUGUUUUCCUAAUUACAUGUAAAUGUUAAAUAAUUAUUUUGAAUACAUUUUAGCAUGGAUUAAGCCGUGAAAAAUUCAAUAUUGUCCGAAAAAUGCAAAUGACGAUCAGUUGCUUUCAUUUCAUAUUUUAGAAGUAUUUUGAUAGCGUAAUUAUAAAUUAAAUGGGAAACUAUUAACGGUUGAAUGGGUAAAAUAAAGGUUGAUGCAUAUUGAGAAGGUCCCACACACCAUUAAAUUUUAUUCUGUCUCUUGGGAAUCUACAUGUAUUAGAUUAGAACUCCAGCAGUGGGUUUGCAAAGUUUUUGUUACAUUAUUGGGAAUGUAUCAUAAUUAAUAUUUUUAAAAAAUAGAUCGAUACACACAUCUGUUUAUAUAGUUUUAAUAAUUGAUUAGGAGUUUUUUUUUGUUUCGUUAAUCAAUGUUGAUCCUUAGCCUGUUAGCCUGUUAGAGCAUAAAUAUAUUUUAAUCUGGAUAUCAAAAAUCUCCUUUCUCCAGUUAGAUUCACCCGCUGUCUGUGAUAUUAAUUUUGUGAUAUUAAAUCAUAUUAAUUGUAAUGAGUUAGAUAUUGAUGUUUGAUUUGUUACUAUUUAGAUAUAGAAUGUAUAAUAGAUAUACAAAUGUAAGGUUUAGAUAAAGAGAUGUAUCAAUCGGAUUAAAGUACAGAUCUACAUUUUGUUUCGUUUUUUGAUACUUUCGAUGGCCUACACUACAUGAAGAUCUGAUCAGUUGUACUGGGAGGUCGAGUCAGGGGUCAUACGAGUGCCUUUUGACCCCAUUACAAUAGUCAUUGAUUUAUCAAUCAACGUUGAUGUUUCUAGGGGUUUACCCACAGUUCCGUACUGAGCAUGGCAAGAACUCGCCGUUACAGACCGCUAUUGGCUAGAACGCCUGUCAUAUAACAAUUCUUCCAGAUCCUAGUGUUGUGAAGACAAGUAAAACGAAAUUUUGAACUAUAAAAAAAUGAAAUGAAGUAGGAUCUGUGUUUUAAUCAGAUUGGAGUUGUAUGUUCUUGCUAUAAUAGUUAAUGAAAAAUGAAUGUAUUGAAAAAUUCAGUCAAAUUACUUUAUUCUGAGCAAAGUUAUGAUUUUUUAAAGUUUUGACAAGAAACAGUCGUGAUUGUCAAGUACCAUUGUUACAAUAAUAAACAAAGUCUCGAUUUUCCAUAUUACUGUUUAACGAAGAUAUGGCGGACAUUGUCUAAUCCAUUCAAUAUCUUAGCCAUUUGAUGGUGUAGGGUGUUGAUUAUGGGCUUGUCAUGUGAAUAAAUGUCCAAAUAAUAAUUUAUAUGAAAUUUGAAGCCAGAAAAAAGACCUGCAAUAUGGCAGACAUUGUUUAAUCCAUUCAAUAUCUUAGCUAUUUGUUGGUCUAGUGAUUAGAUUAUAGGCUUUUCAUGUGAGUAUAGGUUUUUCAUGUGUAUUAAUGUCAAAAUAAUGAUUAAUAUGACAUUUGAAGCAAGAAAAAAGACCUGCAAUAUGGCGGACAUUGUUUCAUCCAAUUAAUAUCUUAGCCAUCCGAUGGUGCAGGGUGUUGAUUAUGGGCUUGUCAUGUGAAUAAAUGUCUAAAUAAUAAUUAAUAUGACAUUUGAAGCCAGAAUAAAGACCUGCAAUAGGCAGAUUUAGCUCUUAUAUAAUGUAUCUUUAAGCGACUGGAAUAAUAUUUAUCAGUAUGUUCAGUAUCUUGUAUAUAUAACUCCAAUUAAAUAGGUUAACUUGUACAUAAAUCUUCCAUUAUAUUUUAGUGUGUAUAUAAAUGAAAAGUACAGUAAUUAUUUUAAGAAUAUAUUUCCAGACCUGAUCUCCAAAUAGUUGAUCAUUGUUGACAUUGAGUCAACGGGCAUGGUUGCGAUUUCCUGGUUGAAUGUGAUGUGGGUUUUCUCCUGGUCCUCCGGUUUCCUCCCACUGCUAAAGACCCCUACGCGCAAAUAAAUUAUUGAAAUAAAAAUGAACCACGUGUUAGUUUGUGUCGAGUGGACAUUAAACCCCAUUUCUCUCUCUCUCCCCGCAAUAAUUGUCAAGAGAUUUCUGUUCACUCCAACUUAAUUAAUGAAUUAAAAUGAUUGACAGAAGAAUAGGUUACCCCCAUUUCAAAAAAGAUCUUGUUUUUUUUUGUAGAGAAACAAACAUUACCAUUGAGUUCCCCGAUUUUAAUGUAUCUUAUUGCACCAUUCAUUGAUUAGUAUUAUAUGUAUAAAGUUUUAUCUCAAUUCUUCCUAGUUCUGCCAAAAUUUCUCUUAUUUUCAAUUCAACCAUUUAAGUUACUGCUGAUUGUUGCACAAUUUUAAUGCUAAACUCAAAUCUUUAACAUAAUAAACCAAUAAAGCAUUCCAUUAUAAUAUG